This is a messenger RNA of Rotaria socialis, 996 nucleotides long. Lineage: Eukaryota; Metazoa; Rotifera; Eurotatoria; Philodinida; Philodinidae. The record is from the annotation of a GenBank genome assembly.
AUGACUACAACUAUGGAUAUUGCGGUCUGUAUUGAUUGUUCAUCAUCGAUUACAUCGAAUUUUGAUCGUAUUCGUUUAAACAUUCUUUCGAUUCUUAAUGAAGCAUUAACCGAACAUCAAUCCGAUGUUCGUAUGGCACUAAUUCAAUUUCGAUCACAUUACGAUAAUUGGGUAACAAAGACACAUCCAUUUACUUCAUCAAUGGAUUUAUUUCAAGAAUGGAUCAACGCUGUUCAGAUUGAUGGUGAAAAUUCGAAUGAAUGUAAAGCCAUUGUUGAUGCACUCGAUGAAUCUUUGGCACUUGAGUGGCGUUCAAUGACAAAUUUGAAUCUGUUUCACGAAAAACUUGUAAUUUUGAUUACUGAUGGUCCACCGUGUAAUCUACUUGAUAAAGAAUGUUCGUACAACAAUAAAGAUCUUUGGGAACUAGCUGAUGAAUUCGACAAACAAAAUAUUACAUUAGUCAUUGUUGGUAUUGAACCGAGUGUUGUUGUUUGUGAUGAUUUCUAUUGUGCAUUAGCUCAUAAAACAGGUGGUGAAUAUAUUCCAUUGAUCAAUUCUGUACAUGUUCUUACUUCUGUUAUCAAACAAGCAUUAUUAGAAGAUACACUUUUACAAUCAUUUCGUCAUCUUGAUAUUCAUUUGGAUAUUGAAUAUGAUUCAUUGUAUAGUUUUCUAGCAGUUCAAAAACGAGCAGAUUUUAUGAUUGAAUAUUGCCGAACAAUGACAGAUAUUCGAAAAUGUUUGUACACAUAUCGUAAUCAACCAACUGAACUUAUCAUUGAUGAAAUCAAUGAUGAUGAUGUUGAUCACUUUGUGUGGAAAAAUAUAAACAUUAUUAUUUCAACACCAAUAACCGACGAUGAAGGUUAUAGAACAAGAUUGCCGACGACGGCAUCAGCUGAAUCGAGUUUUAUCGAUAUAAUUGGUUCAUCCGCUUCAUCAUAUCAUACGGAUUUCGAUUUGAAUAGUGAAAUCGAUGAUGAGUGCUUUUAA